Molecule: messenger RNA, 855 nt
Organism: Arachis ipaensis
Lineage: Eukaryota; Viridiplantae; Streptophyta; Magnoliopsida; Fabales; Fabaceae
Product: early nodulin-like protein 20
Cellular component (GO): plasma membrane
Molecular function (GO): electron transfer activity
Source: RefSeq, a predicted model, not a curated record
AAGAAAUAGGAGUAGACCAUGUAACCCAAUUGAUCACUAGAUAUAAGGGACAAAAGAUCUAAACACUUUUCAUGAGGUGUAAAUGUAAUGCUGACUGUCUCUCCAAUUAGACACUCAGGAAUAUCACAUGUUAAUUUCAGUUACAAAACGCCUUAUAUGUGUCUAUGAAGUCUAGAGGAAAUGAUGGAGAAGUUGCGGUUUGAUAAGAUGGCGGCAGUGGCGGUGGCUGCGGUGGUGGCGGUGACGGUGAUGGCUGUGAUGGGAGAAGACCUCCAUAGGGUUGGAGGUUCUAAAGGAUGGCGUCCUGAUGUCAACUACACUGAUUGGUUUGCUCAUGAGAAGACUGUUUAUGUUGGUGAUUGGCUUAUAUUCUAUUUUGACAAGCGAUACUACAACGUUCUGGAAGUGAACAAGACAAGCUACGAGAAAUGCAUAGACAGAGAUUUCAUUAAGAACGUGACACGUGGCGGCCGCGACGUGGUCCAUUUGACGGAGCCGAGGGACUACUACUUCCUCUCCAGCGGAGGAUACUGCUUCCAUCAAAUGAGAGUUGCCAUCAACGUUGUUGCCAAAGAUGAGCGAAAAGACCAACCUGCCCCCAUUCUUGCAACUGCAUCCCCAUCAGCACCUUCUCAGUACUCUGCCUCUUCCACUAUUAUGUUCACAUGCAUUUGGAUUGUUCUUGUUAAUGUGGUUUAUGUGAGUUUGUUUAGUGAGAAUUAUUAGUGCAAACAUUGUUUUAUGUAAUUUUUUAUGGGCUCAUUAUUAUUAGCCACAUGUUUGUGUAUGCUAGCCCAAAAAUUUAUAUAGCAUAUGGUGGAACUAGUAGUAGUGUGAUAAAAAAGAAGCGAGAUU